Botrytis sinoallii is the source of this 3107-nucleotide messenger RNA. RefSeq lists its product as uncharacterized. Gene Ontology annotation, biological process: retrograde protein transport, ER to cytosol; mitotic spindle disassembly; autophagosome maturation. The record is from RefSeq and is a predicted model, not a curated record. Bases 383 to 2854 code for a protein of 823 amino acids. Gene Ontology annotation, molecular function: ATP binding; ATP hydrolysis activity; polyubiquitin modification-dependent protein binding. The transcript is spliced from 6 exons. NCBI's taxonomy places the organism in Eukaryota, Fungi, Ascomycota, Leotiomycetes, Helotiales, Sclerotiniaceae. Gene Ontology annotation, cellular component: cytosol; nucleus; VCP-NPL4-UFD1 AAA ATPase complex.
CUUUACCCCAACCAGUAGUCGCCUUCACCCAACUCACUACGUUUACUGAGCUGUGCUUAAGCGGAAGAAACCAAUAGAAAGAUUCAAAAGCUCAACCUACCAAAUUUAGUGCGGUUCCGUCAUAUUCUAACGACGCUACCUUAACUAAUACAGCCAUCUUAGAGCUGUCUUGAUCUCCGACACAACCUCUUCUUUCCAUAAAUUCUUACAAAAACAUCCAUCUAUCCAUCCUUUCUGAAAGUCCAAUCUAUCUUUCAUCCACCUCUUCUUUCUUACUUUGAUAAAGUCUCUUUUAAUCUUAAACUCUAUCGCCAUUUGAAAGGACUAUUUACAAACAGAACUGAUCAUUUGUUACGACUGUCAAGGUCAACCCUCUAUCAAAAUGUCUGCUGAACCCGACCACGUCGAGCACAAGAAGAAGGUCAAUCUCAAUGAUGCAUCUGGUGCUGAGCACAAAGGCAAUGAUGAUAUUGCAACUGCCAUCUUAAAGAAGAAGAAGAAGCCAAACUCGUUGAUGGUUACUGAUGCUAUCAACGAUGAUAACUCUGUUAUCGCUCUCUCCAACAAUACCAUGGAAACUUUACAAUUGUUCCGUGGAGAUACCGUUUUAGUCAAGGGAAAGAAGCGCAAGGACACUGUUCUCAUUGUUCUUGCUGAUGAUGAUCUCGAUGACGGAAGCGCACGUAUGAACCGUGUUGUUAGACAUAACCUCCGUGUUAAGCACGGUGACGUUAUUACCGUUCACCCAUGUCCGGAUAUCAAAUAUGCCAAGCGCAUUGCAGUCCUUCCUAUUGCCGAUACUGUCGAAGGUCUCACCGGAUCUUUAUUCGAUGUUUUCUUAGCACCAUAUUUCCGCGAAGCCUACCGACCUGUACGACAAGGCGAUCUUUUCACAGUUCGUGGUGGUAUGAGACAAGUUGAAUUCAAGGUAGUUGAAGUCGACCCUCCCGAGUACGGAAUCGUAGCCCAAGAUACAGUCAUCCACUGCGAAGGAGAGCCCAUCCAGCGUGAAGACGAAGAAGGCAAUUUGAACGAGGUCGGAUACGACGACAUUGGAGGAUGCAGAAAGCAAAUGGCACAGAUCAGAGAGAUGGUUGAGUUGCCAUUAAGACAUCCCCAACUAUUUAAGUCUAUCGGUAUCAAGCCUCCUCGUGGUGUUCUCAUGUUUGGUCCACCAGGUACUGGUAAGACACUCAUGGCCAGAGCCGUUGCAAACGAGACCGGUGCUUUCUUCUUCUUGAUCAACGGACCCGAGAUUAUGUCAAAGAUGGCCGGUGAAUCCGAAUCGAAUUUGCGCAAGGCUUUCGAAGAGGCUGAGAAGAACUCGCCUGCGAUCAUCUUCAUCGACGAGAUCGACUCUAUUGCCCCAAAGCGUGACAAGACCAACGGAGAAGUCGAACGUCGUGUUGUCUCGCAAUUGCUUACCCUUAUGGACGGCAUGAAGGCUAGAUCCAACGUUGUUGUCAUGGCCGCCACAAACAGACCUAACUCCAUCGACCCUGCCCUCCGUCGUUUCGGUCGUUUCGAUCGUGAAGUCGAUAUUGGUAUCCCUGAUCCAACCGGUCGUCUUGAAAUCCUUCAAAUCCACACCAAGAACAUGAAGUUGGGUGAUGAUGUUGAUCUCGAGCAAAUCGCCUCCGAGACUCACGGUUACGUCGGUUCUGAUGUUGCCUCCCUCUGCUCCGAAGCUGCUAUGCAGCAAAUCCGUGAAAAGAUGGAUCUUAUCGAUCUUGAUGAAGAUACUAUCGACGCCGAGGUUCUCGACUCCCUUGGUGUUACCAUGGACAACUUCCGUUUCGCUCUCGGUGUUUCCAACCCAUCUGCUCUUCGUGAAGUUGCAGUUGUCGAAGUUCCAAACGUUCGCUGGGACGACAUCGGAGGAUUGGAAGAGGUCAAGCGCGAGCUCAUCGAGAGCGUGCAAUACCCCGUCGAUCACCCCGAAAAGUUCCUCAAGUUCGGUCUUUCUCCAUCUCGUGGUGUCUUGUUUUACGGUCCUCCUGGUACUGGUAAGACCUUACUCGCCAAGGCUGUUGCCAACGAGUGUUCUGCAAACUUCAUUUCCGUUAAGGGUCCAGAAUUGCUGAGUAUGUGGUUCGGUGAAUCUGAGUCUAACAUCAGAGAUAUUUUCGACAAGGCUCGUGCUGCCGCACCUUGUGUUGUUUUCCUCGAUGAGCUUGAUUCUAUUGCCAAGUCUCGUGGUGGAUCUAACGGCGAUGCUGGUGGAGCUUCUGACCGUGUUGUCAACCAACUUUUGACUGAAAUGGAUGGUAUGACCUCGAAAAAGAACGUUUUCGUCAUUGGUGCUACCAACAGACCUGAGCAACUCGACAACGCUCUUUGCAGACCUGGUCGUCUUGACACCCUUGUCUACGUUCCACUUCCCAACGAGAGCUCUCGUGCUGGUAUCUUGAAGGCACAACUCAGAAAGACUCCAGUCGCCGAUGAUGUUGAUCUCAGCUACAUUGCAUCCCGUACUCACGGCUUCUCUGGUGCUGAUUUGGGAUUCAUCACCCAACGUGCCGUCAAGCUCGCCAUCAAGGAAUCUAUUUCUUUGGAUAUCGAACGCCGCAAGGCUCUCGAGGCCGCUGGUGGUGACGUUGACAUGGAGGAAGAGGAUGUUGAGGACCCAGUUCCAAAAUUGACCAAGGCUCAUUUCGAAGAGGCCAUGUCACAAGCCAGACGAUCCGUUUCUGAUGUCGAAAUCCGCCGAUAUGAGGCAUUCGCUCAGAGCAUGAAGAGCUCUGGGCCUGGUGCUUUCUUCAAGUUCCCAGAAGCUGGUGAGGCCGCCGAGGCUAAUGGAGGAGGUGCUGGUGGAUUUGGUGAUGCUGGAAACGACGACAGCCUUUACGACUAAAUCUGUACUCUUAAUAUCAUAUUUUUACGUCAUUUUACAGCAUACAUGAGGAGCUAACGAUUGGGAGGGCAUUUGACCCGGUGGACUUUGAUGUAGAGUCUAGAGAUUUCUGCAGAUCAAAGUUGCAUUCAUGACCCCUAAAAGUCAUUGUAUGAAGGGUUGGUAGAGGUAUGGAGAGUUUCAUUCAUGGCGAUAUGUGGCCAAGGUGGUGCCCUUAGCAUAGAAUACCUUAUAAAAACAAAUUUCAUUACAA